AUGGCCAUCUUCACUGGGGGCAAGAGUCGGGCAAUCAACUCCCCCCGCCAUCUGACCCUCCGUCAUGCCCGCCGGAAAGUCACCCUCAGUAAAAUCGCACACGGUCUCCUCGGUGCCGAAGAAGAUGACCAGCCUACCUUGAAUCCCGGCGAGGAGAAGCUCAACUCCUUCUGGGCUCCCGGGCUCGAGGCCGGCCCGAAGCACACCGUACUGGCCACGCAGACCGUUAAAGCACCAGGAGGUGGCAAUGAUCUUGUGCUCGUCUCGGAGCAAGACUUCUUUGUCGACGCGCCCCAGUUCUCCCUGCCCGAGGGAUCAGUCUACUCCACUUACCCUCCGUCUGGAUAUCCCGACGACCAUCGUAUCCUUCCCCAUGUCGUGCUCAGCGACCCUCAUCUGCCCUGGGAGAGACGGGGCAGUCCCAAGGACGACGACAGAGGAGACAAGCGCAACAAGGUGCCAUGGCUGACCCUCUUCACCUUCACCCAGGACGAACUCAAGCUCGCCCCCGACGCUCUGGGUGGCAUGCAGUUCAAGCAGACACCGACUCUGGCCGUCAACAUGGCGGUGGGAGACCUCUGGAAGAUCAGCACUGCCGCCACUCCCAUCACCCCCGAGCUGGGGCCCGAGAGCAUUAAAGAUGCCAAGGGCGAUUUCAUCUUCAUCAAGCCCGAUCUGUUCAAGAGCAUGUUCUCCACCUUUGACGAAAACAACAAGCGGCUUGUCCCGGCAUCGCCAGACACGACCAAAUACAAGUACCUCGCCCAUGUGCGCAACAUCAACACCACGGGCAUGGCCGUGGCUGGCAAGGAGGAUGUCGGCAUCUUCUCCGUCGUGGUGGGGAGCCGUGCUGGGCCUCUUGAGAACGAAACGCCAGUCUCCGUGUCGGUCCAUCUCGUCUCCAUAGAGGGAGUGGAGGGCAUGGAGGGCUUUCCCGAUGACAAGAACUUUGUGGCCCUGUGUUCCCUCCACAGCUGGAACUACACCGUCAACCCGCCCAACAUGCUCAACGUCUACGACGCGUUUGUCAACCUCGGGAAGACAUUGGAUGUCCUCCGCGCCCCUGACCCGAUCAUCAACCCUCUCCUUGCCUUGCCCGACAAGGUGCCAAGGCGCCUCGCUCAGCGUCUCCAGGACGGGUACACGCUUGUCAAGUACCGAGUCCAGACAGGAGAGCAGGUGGCGGCGCUCUAUCGCGGCCCUUUCACGCCGACGUUUGUUGCACGUCUCCCAAACCGCGACAGAUGCUCCAACUCGGGCCAGGAUCUCCAGAUCCUCGAUCGACAGGUAGGCAUCAUGGAUGUGAGCUACUCGGUCGCGUGGCAAGUUGGGCGCGUUCUGGCCCUGGGAGACCAGGGGUUCGCUGCGGCUUUGGCUCGGUUGCGCACGGCGAUCCAGCAUCGCGCCAUGAAGGAGUCCAAGAUCAACAUCAUCCUAUCUGUGGGCGGCAAGUCGAGCUUCCGCAGCCGAGCCGACAUUCUCGAGGAUCUCAAGAGUACAGUAGGCCAUCUGGACCGUAUCCAUCUCGGCGACGGCGGUCGUGGUUUUAUGCCCCGUCCGCCCAGGAAGAGGUGGCUCCGGCCGCGCCUGGCGAAAAGUCAGUACCCGUCGCUAGGGUUCAACUCGAUCCAGAUCAAGGACCAGUAUCUCUUCCAAGCCACCCGGGCGGCGCACGACCUCGCCAUGGCCAAAGACGGGACCAUCUACGACGAGACCAACGAUCCAGUCUCGACGGACUGGAUGCAGGUGCUGGCAUGGGUGAUGGACCGCAUGUUCUUGUCCGGUGUGCCCGCGCAUUAUCUGAUCAGCGACCCAAGCCACUUGCAACACGAGAGCCUUCGCUUCUUCUACAUCGACCCCAACUGGGUGGAUGCCCUGAUCGACGGGGCGCUUAGUCUGGCCAACCACAUGGGCGAAGACCGCGACCGCGUGGCCAUCAAGAGCGCCAUCAACACCUUCAUCCAUCAUACGCCCGAGCAUCAGACCCAUUCGCCCCAGAUCCCCACCUACGGCUUCUAUCUCAGGUCCGACCUUGUGACCAUGUUCCCCGACCUCAAGGUGACUACAGUCCCCGAGCCGCCCGAGGGGACAAUUCCCGACAGGGCUCCGCUGCUGAGGCACGAGAUUGUAGCCGACGGAGUCAUGAUGGGCAUGCUGGACAGGCUACCUGGCUCGACGGAUUUUACCGGUCUGCGAUUCACUCAGCCUCCGCACCAACAGAGGUUUGCCGUUGGACACGGUCUGACCAAGGACAACGUGGGCAUCGAUAUUCAGAAGGAGUACACCGUCGACCAGGCCUCUCGAGAAACGGAUCCGCUCCGGCACAAGCCUCUUGUGUCGAUCGACAUGAAGUCGAGCGAUGCCAGCAAUUUCUUCGUCUGGAGCACCGACCCUUCCACCCAACUGAACGACCUGCGCGUCAUUCGGCUGCCCUUUUUCGCCGAGCAGCAGUUGUCUAUCUUGAGGGAGAAGAUGGACAAAAAGUACUUUGACGACGACACACCCAACUCAGCGUUGAUGGCCAUGCAGCUCAACGACCCCUUUUACAGCCUCACCAUCAGCGCCCAAGAUCAGGCCGCGUCAGCAAUAUUUGCGAAGCUGGUGGAUGAGAGCAAAGGACCUCGGAGUCUCAGGCUCAUGAAUCCCUCGCGUGUCCGCCGACUUGUUGAGGAGGAUGACGACGAUGACAGCGAUCAAGAUGAUGAUGACGAGUCCGCCGGAGAGAGUACACCUGCCGAAGAGGAGGCUGAAGUGGUGCCCAACGCCGCCCUCUUCCAGCGACACGACUCUUACCAACCGCUCUCGCACGUCCUUCAAUCCAACCUCGCCCCUCACGUCCGCUCCAUCCCCAUUUACGAACCCUCUCACCCGGGCAUGCUUCCCCCUUCUGGAAUCAACCCCCCAGGGCGAGAUUUCGUAGCACGCCCCAUCAAAACCAUUUACAUCCCCCAGGGUUCCGACCCCGCCGGACCGCCCGUGUACGACUGCAGCGUGUACACCACGGGGUUUUCCUCAGUGCAGACCUCCUCCUCCCCCAACACCGCCGUGGCCCAGGACAUAGUCUUCUCGGUGCAGGUAUCCAACACGGAGCACAGCGACUACCGGCUGAUGGAGUUCCAGAUCAUCGUCCCCCUGGGCCCGGCAGACGACCCCAACAGCCAUCGUCUGUUCGGGGCCUACGACGGGCCGGGCCCGCGCAUGCUGAGCAACCUGCGGUUCGCCGUGCUGUCCGCCCUGGGGGACAUGGACGGGGUGCCGUGCCUGAUCCUGCGCCUGCUGCCGCGCAGCGCCAAGGGGUGGACGUUUCUUAGGGCGGUCAGGGAGAUGAGUUUUCUGCUGUGCUUGGCGCUGCCGAAUAGCACGUUUGGGGGGGAGGACAGGACGCUGUUGACGCUGUACACGGCGGCGUAUUACAAGUAUGUCAACGAGACGGUGCCGAGGGAGGGGCAGUUUAUUGUUUCGCUGCGCAAGAGCGGCAGUCGUGCAGUCUUCAAGUCAUUCACGCUGGUCUUUGUCAUCGAGAUUGUGGAAAUUUUCGUAGAUCAAUCGACGUCUUCGACGUAG
Molecule: messenger RNA, 3564 nt
Organism: Phialemonium atrogriseum
Lineage: Eukaryota; Fungi; Ascomycota; Sordariomycetes; Cephalothecales; Cephalothecaceae
Exons: 3
Coding region: 1-3564 (1187 amino acids)
Source: RefSeq, a predicted model, not a curated record